Molecule: messenger RNA, 276 nt
Organism: Rotaria socialis
Lineage: Eukaryota; Metazoa; Rotifera; Eurotatoria; Philodinida; Philodinidae
Source: the annotation of a GenBank genome assembly
AUGAACUAUGUUACAAAUGAAAUACUACAUACAGAUUUCGAAUUAACUAUGGUUUCGUUGAAAAUAGCAACGACUCUUGUGUUCCUUCUACUUUUAACAGUAGGUCAAACAUCAGCUGAUUCAUUGUGCAAGUGGUAUGGUAUUGGUCCAUUUUGCUUUCUUGGUAACACAUGUCCUGAUGGAUGCGCCAUGGUGGCAGAAAGCAACAAAGGUGAUGGUAUGACAUGUUGGUUUUCGCAAAAAAAAUAUUGUUGCUGCAUAUCAUUUGGUCGAUAA